Molecule: messenger RNA, 127 nt
Organism: Paramecium sonneborni
Lineage: Eukaryota; Ciliophora; Oligohymenophorea; Peniculida; Parameciidae
Source: the annotation of a GenBank genome assembly
AUGUCGGCCCUUUUAAUUUCAAUUAAUCAUGAAAUAUUAGCAAAUAAAGGUAUUGAUUCCAAAUAUUUUAGCUAUUUCAUUAUUGAAUUUAGAAAAAUUGAAUAGCACAUAAGAAUUUCAUGAAUGA